AUGAUUGAUUGUGCUCUUGAUUUCUUCCCCUUUUUAUCAUUUUUACCACCAGUGUGUAAAAAUGAUGAUGAUUUAUCUAAAACAUUUAUCACUUUACCAGAUCAUAAUAAGAUUUAUUAUAAAACUAUAAAUAAUCAAAUAUAUUUAGAUUGUGAGCCACUCUUUAAUGUUCCACAAAAUGCCACUAUAAACUUUAGCCAAAUAGAUAUAAUUUUGAUUUCAAAUUAUGUUAAUAUGCUGGCCCUCCCUUACAUUACUGAACACAAAGGAUUCAAGGGAUCGAUUUAUGCUACAGAACCAACAUUUCAUUUUGGAAGAUUAUAUAUGCUCGAACUUGUUAGUUAUUUUGAGAGAAGCUCUGAACUAAAGUUAUCUAAAUUACAUAUAUAUCAAUUAGCAACAAAAUCGAUUCAAUCUAAACUUCCUGAUAAAUUAAAGACCUUAUUUAAAGACUUUAAUCUGUAUUCUUGCUAUAACAGAGAAAAUGUGGAAUCAUGUAUGAAUAAAGUUACAUGCAUAAAUUUUUUAGAGAAUUUAAACUUUUACAACAACUUAACAUGUCAUGCUACUAGUGCUGGCUAUUGCAUAGGGAGCUGCAACUGGGUUAUAAAGUCAGAUUAUGAAAAAUUAGUUUUUAUAUCAAAAUCAUCAAUCCUCACAGCUCACCCAAAACCUCUAGAUUUGGCCAAUCUUAAAAAACCAGAUAUUAUGAUAUUAACAGAGUUAACUAAAACACCCUACAACAAGCCAGACACCAUGAUAACCGAAUUCUCCAAAUGUGUCAUCUCGACGCUUAAAAAAGGCGGGAACGUGUUGGUACCUUGCCCCCUUUCCGGGGUUACUUUGGACCUGCUCGAGUGUCUGCAUUUAAGUCUGAGCACCGGUCUUAAAGCCGAUUUUGCGGGCCCUCCCAAGAUUUAUUUUGUUUGUCCCGAGGUGAAAAGUUCCCUGGCUUAUGCAAACAUAUUCUCUGAAUGGCUCUGCACCAAUAAACAGAUAAAAGUUUACCUACCCGAAGAACCAUUUCCUCACUCCGAGAUGACCGAACGCGGCUCUUUGCACCUUCUUACUUGCAUUUCCCAACUCAAUUUUCGAUCUCCUUGUGUAGUUCUCGCUGGACAUUCAUCGCUCUCCCGUGGGCCCGCUGCCAGCUUGCUUCGUGCUUGGCGCGGUGAUCCUUCCAACACACUCAUCAUAGUAGAUCCCACAUUCAUUCCUACCCUCCCUUCUUCACAUCAAAAUGCAUCUAAAACCUUAGCAUCCUCUCCAAAUUUACUUAACCUCGAUUUCGCCAUCCUCGAGAAUACACUUUUAGCUCCUUUCGCUCCUCUAAGGCUUCAAGUGGCUUAUUGCCCUAUAGACACGGGCCUAGUCCCAGCCCACGUCGAGAAACUACUCAGGGAGUGCGAGCCCACGCGAGUAAUAUGUUCACCUAUCGUUGGAGAAGCCCUGCGCCUCAAGGAUGGUGGUGAUCCGGAAGCCUCGAAGCCUUUGUACCACUUAGAUUGCCUGGGGUAUCAUAAUUUUAAAGCGCUCGUCAAUGGAUGGGGUACUAUUAAUGAUGAUGGUGUUGAUGAGGAUUCGUCGGAGAUCAUCAUCCAUAAGACGGAGAGGUCGAAUGGGAGUCUUAGGAAGGUGGAAAUACUUAGUUCUUCGGGAGGGAAAUCCCGUAAAAUGGAAAAUUCUCGCAAAGUGGUAGAUCAUAUUAUCUUGAAACGAGACGGUUUAGACAAAUCUACUAUCAGCUAUACUCUUAAGUCAGAAGAGACACGUUCUAGCAAACAACCUAGCUCAGAGAAAUUUCGUAACGGUUCCACUCUGGGUGCGCCUAAGAAUCUAAAGCCCUCGGAAUGUUCUCAGAAAAACGCGACGGAAGAAAAAAAAUCCAUAUCGGGCGAUAGGUUGUCUGUCAACGAAUCUGCUAAGAAAGGUGAUUCUCAAAAGCAUCCAGGUAGUUCUAACAACCGCUCAAACCUUAAACUCCAAACCACGAAAGAUAGCUCCAAACGAGUCACCAUUGAGAGUGGUCUAGUCGACGACAAUUAUAGCAAAGAAAUCUCGCAACAAAAACGGGAAGAUAAUUCCACCACGAGCCUUAAAUCCGAAACCAAGAAAUUUGUAUCUAAGAGAUCUUCCAUAGACGAACGAAUAAAUUCUCCAAAUUUUGUUGACAUGAAAAGCGCCAAAAUGAGGCGGGUAGGAGAAGAGGACGUUUACCUUGGACCGCACUUUAGCGGGGUGCUCUCUGUGAGAAACAAUCGAUUUGGCCUGACAAUAUCUAGUUUGGAGUCUUAUGACGACGAAAAGGAUGUUGAGCGGCAACUGAACCACGCCCAUCUCAACGAAGCGGUAAACAAUCAUAUAAGGUCGAUACCUAAUACAAUAAGUUGCAACGCAAAUGAAAACAUUACAGCUGAUGACUCAGAAAAGAGUACAUCUUGCAUAGAAGAGUUACUCUUGCCAGAACAUGUAGCUACCAUUUUGAUUAAAAAAGGUUUUAAUGUGGAGCACGUGAUAGAUGAACACAAAUGUGACGCUAUAUUGAACGAUUUGGAUGCUGAAGGUGAACCAAAUCUCUUGCUAAACAUUAAUCACGGGCUCUUUCACUUAGCGCUUCAGACUGGCAAAGAUGGCUUAUUGAAAUCACAUUUAAUAACUAAUCAAAGCUCGUUAUCUAUAGAUGAAGUUAUGUCAGUUCGGAGAGACAUCAUGAACACUAUUUUCGAAUGUCAAAAAUAAUACCAUGCUCAAAGUAAAUUGGAAUUCCAGUUUUUUUUUUAGUUUGAAUUAUUUAUAUUCGCGUAAAACAAACGAUUACAAUAUA
Messenger RNA from Gordionus sp. m RMFG-2023, 2824 nucleotides. RefSeq lists its product as uncharacterized. Gene Ontology annotation, biological process: snRNA 3'-end processing. Lineage: Eukaryota; Metazoa; Nematomorpha; Gordioida; Chordodea; Parachordodidae. Bases 1 to 2739 code for a protein of 912 amino acids. Gene Ontology annotation, cellular component: integrator complex. The record is from RefSeq and is a predicted model, not a curated record. The transcript has 7 exons.